UCUCGUGAGUUUGGUCGGCGAGAGUUGACGAGCGAGACACGGAAGAAAAACAGCGCUAAAAUGAACUAAAUCAGAAAUCGGAGUAUUAAACGAAUAAAAGCAUACAAUAACAUUACAUAAUGGAAUAUAGCCAUUAACGGAAGAUAUUAGGAGAUUUAACAUGUCUGCUCAGACUGAGGGACGAUCGUCUGUUUGAUUGACAGAGCAGAAGUGAAAAGCAGAAACUCACCCAUGAUGCUCUGCGGUGGUGAGAAGAGGAAGCGCGGCUGACUCUGAUGAUAUCUGGCGUGUGUUUCAGGCGUGUCGUCAGGCAUGUGGUGGUUUCAGGAGGGUUUGUGCGUCCUGCCCGUGGCGCUGGUCAUCUGGACCGCCGCCACCUUCAUCUUCGCUUACAUCACGGCCAUCAUCCUGAGACACGUGGACCCGCUGGUGCCCUACAUCAGUGACACGGGGACGGUGGCGCCGGAGCGAUGUGUGUUUGGACUCAUGCUGAAUGUGUCUGCGUUCUUAGGUGUCGCUACUAUGUACGUGCGCUAUAAGCAGCUCCGCGCCCUCGUGGACGACCCCCGUCUGAACCUCCUCAAUCUGAUAGGGUUCGUUCUGGGCUGCGGAAGCUCGCUCGGCAUGUGCGUCAUCGCUAACUUUCAGAAAACCACUCUGUUUGCGAUGCAUCUGGUGGGAGCCAUACUGACGUUCGGCGUGGGCGCUCUGUACAUCCUGGUCCAAAUGCUGCUGUCGUACCGCAUGCAGCCGCAUGUCCACAGCAAAACCAUGUUCUGGACACGCCUGAGCGUCUGCAUCUGGACCUUCGCCAGCAUCAUCAGCAUGUUCGUGUCGUCGGUCAUCAUGUACACCACUCUGUCAGGAGUCGAGGUCAACAAGAAGCUGCACUGGACGCCCGGAGAACCUGGUUUCACGCCGCACAUCGUCAGCACCAUCUCCGAAUGGUCUCUCGCUCUAUCCUUCAUCAGCUUCUUCCUCACCUACAUACGAGACUUCAAGAAGAUCAACCUGCGAGCGGAGGCGGAGCUUCAGAGCAACCACCUGUACGAUUCGCACCAUUACCGGCCCCUUCCUUCACGACGGCCCUCGGAGACCUCGCCGCUGCUCGCCGGGAGCAUCUGAUGAGGAGAAGACGCUCCAGAUGAGGCAGAAAGACUGUGAUGCGCCAGCGGAGGGCAGCGACACUCAGGGUUAAAGGCAGAAACACUCAACGGGCCGUGUAGAGCUCUGGAAACAUCAUACUAACAUUUACACAACGUUUGUACAACCUUCACACAACCGUCUGAAACGAUGCUCUAAAUACUGCGUUUAGCAGGUAUUAUACACUUCUUGUUUGUUUUCUAUUGUAAGUUCGUUGGUGGAAACUAUAGACAUGUUCUAUAGUCUGUACUUUUGUUAAUGCAUAUUUUUAUCCAAACACCUAACUGCUUUGAUUAUGUUAUUCAAGUUGACAUUAGUGGGUGGAUUUUAUGCAAAAAGAACAUUUAUAGCUCUUAUUUCAUCAUGGAAAACUAAAAUAAAAGCCUCAUUUAAAAGGCAUGAAAUAUGCAAAUAAUAUAUUUUAGAUGAUUUAAAUAAAAUGUUUAUUGUACUGAUUAUUGCAAUGCUACAAAAAUACUGUUUCGCAUCAAUGAGAAUCAUCGCUGGCAAUAAUAAAAAUUACACAAAUGCACACAUGUAUAACAAGUUUGAGGUGAAAUAUGAGCUGGAUUUGUUCCCGUUUAAAAUCAAUUGCUUAACUCGCAAACAAACAUUGUAUCAGCUCGCUUUAUCUUUUAUUAUGUUAAAACAAGAUACAAAUAAACAGCAUUAAAUAUUGA
This is a messenger RNA of Sinocyclocheilus rhinocerous, 1823 nucleotides long. RefSeq names its product DNA-damage regulated autophagy modulator 2b (gene dram2b). The transcript has 8 exons. Gene Ontology annotation, biological process: regulation of autophagy; photoreceptor cell maintenance. Lineage: Eukaryota; Metazoa; Chordata; Actinopteri; Cypriniformes; Cyprinidae. The record is from RefSeq and is a predicted model, not a curated record. The coding region runs from base 313 to 1125 and encodes 270 amino acids. Gene Ontology annotation, cellular component: lysosome.